This is a messenger RNA of Exserohilum turcica Et28A, 1170 nucleotides long. RefSeq lists its product as uncharacterized. NCBI's taxonomy places the organism in Eukaryota, Fungi, Ascomycota, Dothideomycetes, Pleosporales, Pleosporaceae. The record is from RefSeq and is a predicted model, not a curated record. The transcript has a single exon. Gene Ontology annotation, molecular function: metal ion binding. The coding region runs from base 1 to 1170 and encodes 389 amino acids.
AUGCCACCCCAAUCCCAAACCCCCUGCCCGUCACCACCACCAUCACCACCACCAUGCCCCCUCCCACCCCACCAACGCUUCUACCUGCACCGAGGCUCAACCGCCAUACCGCUUAUCCCCAUGGACCUACUUCCAUUCCAGCUGCACGGCGUACCCGUAUCCCUCAGCAGGCUUGCAAUACAGACUGGGCAUUGGAAGGAAGUCAGGGAAGGUAGGACAAGGCAUGUUUCGAUUCAGGAUGCGUGUGUAAGUGGGGAUAUGGGGGCGACGGCUAUGGAGAUGGGAGUGAAAAGCCGAGAUACGGUGGAUGCGAGACCGAGGUAUCUGGCGCCAGAUCAUAAUCAUCGUGUACGCAGCGACGCGGGGUGUGUGAAUGUGAGUAAGAUGAGUGAUAGUAGUGAUGAAGCGACAUGCUCGCUAUCCCGCAAGCAUACUUCUGCACCUCUACAUACCUCUUCUCCACCAUCGACAUCGACAUCGGCAUCAGCAUCGCCCUCACCGCCGCCCAGACCCCAAAAAGUCUUCUGUACGCACUGGAUUGCAACGGGCGAGUGCAGAUGGCUCGCCACGGGCUGCAAAUUCAAGCACGAGAUGCCGGGUAUAGCGCAGUUGCACGCGCUCGGAUUCACGCGCGGCGUACCCAGAUGGUGGAGGGAGAAGAAAGCUAUUCGCGCGGCGCCGCCGCGGGGAUUGACGUGGAUGGAGCGCAGAGUUGCGGGCAGAGAGAAGGAGAAGGAGAAGAAGGAGCAUGAGGAUGAGGAGAAAAGGGGAUAUACACCUAGUAUCGGGGCUACGCGUGAGAUGCUGGAUUCUUCUUCUACUACUUCUACUUCGUGCUCCGGACCAGCGAGCGAGGUGCGCAAUCUAAUUGAUCUGGAAGACGACUUGACGCCCUGUUCGCCUGGGAUAUCGAGCGAGACGAGCAUGUCAUCCGCGUCGUCGUAUACAUCCGACAGCUCACUACAUGUCCAUGUAUAUGGCGCGGCGGAUUCCAGCCGGAGCCCGUCGCCAAGACGGCAGCACCAUCGGUCAUUUGGCAAUGGGGAUAGACGUCAGGGAGCGGGAAUAGCGCCGGGGAGCGAGAUUGCAAUUGCGCAAUCGCACUUGGGACGGGGGCUAGCGAGCUCGAAAUAUGCGCUUCGCAUGCCGGGGGUCCCAGGACGGGCGUAG